AUGCCGUGGUUCAGCAUCGCAGUUAGUGUCGGCGAUGGCGACAACUCCUGCCUUGAUGGAAUCGCUUGGAUCUUCGACCAUUUCGGUGUUUGUGUGGUAACCGCCCAAGAUUAUGCGUCUUUUGCCAUCGGCUUGCUGUCGUUAUGUGUCUGGUUCUUGCCGCUGAUUCCGCAGAUAUACAAGAACUAUGUUCGCGGUCAUUGUGACGACGCACUGUCGAUCUACUUCUUGUUGUUAUGGUUUUUUGGAGACUCGCUGAACUUGGCUGGAUCUCUGCUUAGCGGUCAGCUGCCCACGCAGAUCUUUGUUGCCUUUUACUACAUCAUUCAAGACGCCGUCAUUUUAUCCCAGUAUGCAUACUACAAAAUGAAAAAUCGCUGGAGAGAUCGGCUGAUUCAGGAUCUCGGUCCACCCACGGCGCCCAGCACCAUGCGUUGUGUACUUUUUGGUGCUGUGUUGUGCCCAGCCUCGUUGUAUUCAUUCCGUACGUGGCACUCACGUCAUCGACGCCAUGUUAGUUUCCCGUUCACCUUGUCUUCUAUUUUCCAUGGAACAACGGACAAGGUCGGUUAUGUUAUGGGUUGGUUGUCUUGCCUGUGUUACCUGCUUGGCCGAGUCCCACAACUUAUCAAAAAUCUAAAGCGGCGGUCAACCGAAGGAGUAGCAAUCGCGACCUUCUGGCUAAUCAUCGUUGGAAACCUUCUCUAUGGUCUGUCGGUUCUACUCGGUGGUUCCAGUCUCAACUACUAUAUUCUCCAUCUACCUUGGCUCUUUGGUAGUAUAGGUUGUGUUUUCUUAGAUGUUAUUGUUUUGCUUCAACACUAUGUUUGGUACAAUUAUCAUCGCAACGCAUCUGAUGACGCUGUUUUGUUUAUUGACAAUGUAUAA
Molecule: messenger RNA, 888 nt
Organism: Soboliphyme baturini
Lineage: Eukaryota; Metazoa; Nematoda; Enoplea; Dioctophymatida; Soboliphymatidae
Source: the annotation of a GenBank genome assembly